AUGGAUCCUGAGAAGCACACUUCCUCAACAUCGCUGGACGAUGACUUUGAGUCCGAGUCAUUGCUACCAAAUGCGCUGCUCAAAUAUCGGCUAGGUGCCGAUUUUGAGAAGAAGCGCAUGCGCUACCUUUUAAUCUCCCUUGCCAGCAUUGCUGUGUAUACCCUUGCUGUCAUGGGAAUUACAAUAGCAACGCUGCCCAAGGUUGAUCGCGAAUGUCGUGGCGGACCACAUCUGUACCCAAACCUGCUUGAGGACGCGAUUGAGUACCGGCUCGAGACAUUUGCGGACAACCACAAGCCCAAUCAUCCGUACUUUGGAGAGCCGAGCAAGGAGUUGGACCAUAAUUGGCAUGAGCUCACAAAGUGGUCUGACGUGCGGAUUCCGGAAUCCGAGGUUGAACGUCUCGGUCGCGAAUACCAGGGCGUUCACUUUACAGAUGGAGGGUACUACGGUAUGCUCACUGUGCACCAUAACUUACACUGUUUGAAGCGCCUGUAUCAGCACAUAAAUAUUGACCACUACUUCCCCAAUAUGACGGAUGAGGAGAGACAAAUGGAGUCGCAGCAUACAAUUCAUUGUAUGGCAUUGAUAAAAAAUGCCCUGAUGUGUCAAGCAGACACGACUCUUCUGACUAUGCGCUGGCUCGAUUUCAGUCCGAUCCCUGCGGCCAAUUGGUCCACGCCUCGCACCUGUGUCGAUUGGUCGCGGAUUGAAGAUUGGACCAAGAAUAACUGGGUGGAUGCGAAAAAGGACGGAAGAAUGGUGCACCCUCAGUUUGGCCAGGUAUUCGUCAACGGUAAACAUAACGGUUCUCGCAUUGGAGUAUCUUUGAUGCAUCAAGAUCAUGGCCACUAA
This is a messenger RNA of Cordyceps militaris CM01, 855 nucleotides long. RefSeq lists its product as uncharacterized. Gene Ontology annotation, biological process: mycotoxin biosynthetic process. NCBI's taxonomy places the organism in Eukaryota, Fungi, Ascomycota, Sordariomycetes, Hypocreales, Cordycipitaceae. The transcript is spliced from 5 exons. Bases 1 to 855 code for a protein of 284 amino acids. The record is from RefSeq and is a predicted model, not a curated record.